AUUUUACGCGCAUUAUGUAAUAUCGGAGACAUGAUUGUCGCUCUUUUAUAUUUAGUUACUUUCCAGUUUGUUUUAUUAUUGGAUGUCUACGCGCUUUAUAAUAAGGAUGUCGUAUGUACUAUUGACGAGAAUAAUUUUCCAAUAUGCAAGACAUUUAAUGUUCCCAAGCACAGAAGAAAUAUUCAUAGUAACAUUCCAUCGCACGAACCUUAUCUACCGAGCGCAAAAAAUGGUUUAUUCUAUAAUUGUUCCUCGCAAGAAUGCAAAGCUUUAAAAAUAUAUUCUAUAACUCAAUUAGCUUUACCCCAAUUACCAGUAAAGUACUGCUAUCUAGAAAUGCCUGAGAAAUAUAAAUGCGAAAGUUUGAAAUAUAAUUAUUAUAAAAAUAUAGAUAAGUUGUUAUUCCUAUCGAAUAAUAUACCGAAUAAGUUAUUCUAUUUGAUAGAUUGCUUAGCAUACUCAGACGGUGGGCGAGUAUGCCAUAAGAAGGACGAAGUUGAUUCAUACACCAAAUUGGUAGAUAUUGGUAACGUGGCAAGGCCAAACGAAACCAAUGUUUUAUCGCAGGAGGAAUUCAUAUGUGAACAGACUCAAGACAAAAGAGUCACAUGUGUUCUUGAUCGCUACGUGCCUUACGCCGAUGGUCUUAAGGCUAAAGAAAUGAUUAAAAUAGAUAAUAAAAUACUCGUCAAAACGGGAGGCUAUUUAGUUACUUUAAACUAUAUUUGUUUUGAAUCUUGGUGUAGUUAUAGCGGUGAGAUAAAACCCACGCGCAGGGCCGGAAGAUACGAACCGCCUGGGGGCAAAGUAUACAGAUGCUACUAUGGAAACAAACAGCAAAUCUACAAAGAAAUAUCCGGUAGUUCAAGAAACGUUUAUAAUGAGCGUGGUUGGUUAAGUUCAUAAUAAAAAACCACAACAA
This is a messenger RNA of Vanessa tameamea, 922 nucleotides long. RefSeq lists its product as uncharacterized. The coding region runs from base 31 to 906 and encodes 291 amino acids. NCBI's taxonomy places the organism in Eukaryota, Metazoa, Arthropoda, Insecta, Lepidoptera, Nymphalidae. The record is from RefSeq and is a predicted model, not a curated record. The transcript is spliced from 3 exons.